GAGGGCGCGGGCGCGAGCGCGAGCAGACACAUGCGCGCCGCCGCCACCGCAGCCCUCGGCUUCCCGGGCUGGAAACCUUUGGAGACGAGUGAGCGGCUGCCUCUAGGUCUGCGCUGCCCGCCGCCCCUCCCGCCGUCCCGCGGCUUGCGAGGGAGCACAACGGGGACUCGGGGCAGCCGGGGAAACCUGUGACCCCCCGCGCAGGAGCGGGGCGGGGGACCGGGAGAAGAUGGCGACGCCGGGAAGCGAACCCCAAGCUUUCACGCCCGCCCUCUCGGUAACCACCCUGCACCCGCAUCUCCACCAGCACCACCAGCACCACCAGCACCACGGAAGCACGGGAGGCGCGGGCUUCAACCUGCCCUUGAACCGUGGGCUGGAGCGCGCGCUGGAGGAGGCGGCCAAUUCUGGGGGCUUGAACCUGAGCGCAAGGAAGCUGAAGGAGUUUCCCCGGACGGCAGCCCCGGGGCACGACCUCUCGGACACGGUGCAAGCAGAUCUGUCUAAAAACAGGCUGGUGGAAGUGCCGAUGGAACUGUGCCAUUUCGUAUCACUGGAAAUUCUUAACCUGUAUCACAACUGCAUCCGGGUCAUUCCUGAGGCCAUUGUUAAUUUGCAGAUGCUUACCUACUUAAACCUGAGCCGAAAUCAGCUGUCCGCCCUGCCCGCCUGCCUGUGUGGUCUGCCUCUCAAAGUCUUAAUCGCAAGUAACAACAAGCUGGGAUCACUGCCUGAAGAGAUAGGUCAGCUCAAACAGUUAAUGGAGUUGGACGUCAGCUGUAACGAGAUCACAGCCUUGCCCCAGCAGAUAGGCCAGCUGAAGUCUCUACGAGAACUGAACGUCCGAAGAAAUUACCUUAAGGUUUUACCACCAGAACUCGUAGAUCUCCCCUUGGUCAAGUUUGACUUUUCCUGCAACAAAGUUCUGGUGAUCCCCAUCUGCUUUAGGGAGAUGAAGCAGUUACAAGUGCUCCUGCUGGAGAACAACCCUCUCCAGUCUCCUCCGGCUCAGAUUUGCACAAAAGGCAAAGUGCACAUAUUUAAGUAUCUAAGUAUACAAGCAUGCCAGAUUAAGACGACUGACCCCCUCUACCUCCACGCCAUGGAGAGGCCUCAUUUACACCAGCAUGUAGAAGACAGUAAGAAGGAUUCUGAUUCCGGAGUUGGAAGUGACAAUGGGGAUAAGCGGUUGUCUGCCACCGAGCCCUCUGAUGAGGACACAGUUAGCCUCAAUGUUCCCAUGUCAAACAUCAUGGAGGAAGACCAGACCAUCAAGGAGGACGCAUGCCAUCGUCCGACCCCAGCUAAAGGAGAAUUUCAGCCAAAGCCUUCCCUUUUGGGUGACAGCAACAGCCCAGGACAAGAAAGAGACCAGUUUGUUGAUGGAGCAGAUGCUCUCCACUCGGAAUUUAUGAACUAUAUUAAGAACCAGACAGAAGACUGUGAAGAGCUUUUGCGGAUAGAAGAGGAUGCUCACUGGCCAAUGGAGGGACUCUUGAGCACCGACAUUACAGAGAGAAGUAUUUUGAACCUGUACCCCAUGGGCUCAGCAGAAGCCUUAGAAUUACCUGACCCUACGCUCAAUGGUCAGCUGCAGCUGGAGACGUCUCCAGAGUGUGAGGUGCAGAAUGACUUAAUGCUACAGAGUAAUGGGAGCCAGUAUUCUCCAAAUGAGAUGAGAGAGAACUCCCCUUCAAUGUCUCCAACUGCAAACGUCACAGCUCCCUUUGGCCUGAAGCCUCGCUCGGACCCAGCCCUCAUUCUUCCUAUCUCCUUCAACAAACUUACGCAGGCACAAACAUGGGACAGCCCUAGCUACAGUGUUCCCUCUGAAGGAGACAGUGACAAUGUGUUUCUAAGACCUCAGAGAAAUUUGGAGUCGAUAGACCCGCAGUUCACGAUUCGGAGGAAAAUGGAGCAGAUGAGGGAAGAGAAGGAGCUGGUGGAGCAGCUCCGCGAGAGCAUCGAGAUGAGGUUGAAAGUGACCCUGCACGAAGACCUAGGCGCAGCGCUCAUGGACGGUGUCGUGCUCUGCCACCUGGCCAACCACAUCCGCCCGCGGUCUGUCGCCAGCAUCCACGUCCCCUCACCUGCCGUUCCCAAACUUAGCAUGGCCAAGUGCAGGAGGAAUGUGGAAAACUUCUUGGAAGCAUGCAGAAAACUUGGCGUUCCCGAGGCCGACCUCUGCUCUCCGUAUGACAUCCUGCAGUUGGAUUUUCGUCACAUUCGAAAGACUGUUGACACUCUGCUGGCACUCGGGGAGAAACCCCCACAACCAACUUCUGCCCUCCGCUCCAGGGACCUUAUAGGCUUCUGUCUUGUCCAUGUUCUCUUUAUAGUACUGGUCUAUAUCACUUACCGCUGGAACGCUCUGUCCGCCUAACUCCUGCAUGCGCGUCCAAACGCUCUGCUCUGGCACCCUGGUCCAUCCCAGCUCCUUCCUCCAUGGGAGCCUUGGCCUUGCAAACUCCCAUCCCUGUCAUCUCUUCAGUAAGCUAUUGAGUUCUGAAGUUGAACGUUUCUGAACCAGAUUUUUCCAGAAGCACAAACUUUGUAGAAUGCAAUUCCCAUCGGGUAAUUUCUUUCACUUGACUGAAAAGCAACAGCGACAGCCAAGCCUGUCAGUCCAUACAUACCUCAUGUUCCUUCAUGCACGUAGUCCGCGCAGCAAUGCUGCUGUAGGCCCUGCUCUCUCCCAUGAGCCUUUGCUGCUCUGGGUAGUGGAUAGGGGGAACCAGGACAGAACAGGCUGGAUUUAGCAUAUGGGAGUCUUGAGACUUGAUGCCUGUCCUAGUUCAGGACUAGGAAUUGAGCUGUAGAGGGAGGGGUUGCCUUGCAAAGACAAGAUGCCAGCAUUUUGGCCCAGUAUAAUUCAUAAAAAUCUCUAAUGAUGCCAUUGUGGACCAAGUUGAGAAGUCUUAUCUGGAGAAUGACUGCUUUGCCAGCUGGUUAGUUGGAAUCCUCCUUGUUUGUUGCAAGGGAAUUGUGAAGGGCACUCAGAAGGGUUGCCGCCCAAGUCCCCCAGAGCAUGCAGUCUCUGCCGUAUUGCAGGCAUAUUCUGGGGAAGUGCCUUUCUGUUAGAGCGCCACCUGGUGGAUCUGCUCACACCGCUUUUCCUUUUCAUUAGGUCUGUUCUGAGGCUCUGAGAAAAGUGUUUUAUAGAAGGAAUUUCUAUUUUUGCAUAAUGUAUUGGGUCAUUUUACUCUUAUGAUGUGUCACAUAUUUUAACUAUUCAGUCUCAAAUAAAUCUAUGGGUCUUGGAACAUUCUUGGUACUGGGGCCGUGGGUUACUAUGGCAGCAGCCAAUGAUAAGAUUACUCUUAUUUUAGAUGAAUGCUGUUUUUCCUCCAUUUACUUUGAAUGUCCAUUUGGCCCUUGUUCCAGAGAUAUUAACUACCUAACUGUUUUGUUUUUAAGUCAGUUUUUAAAGGCUUAUGUAUCAACUCUCAGUCUUUGGAGCAAAGUGAUGAGUUUUUAAUUAAAGAAAAAAAAUGUUAGACUUUAACGUACUGCCAGAUCUUGCUGAGUCCUGGGAUGUCUCUCUACAAUAUGAGAAGUCCUGCUGCAAGCUCCAGCCACCAUCACCUGCUUCAUUUUAUAUCCUUCUUGCCAAAUGCUGCUUCUUGGGUGGGGAGGAGGAUGGAGUGACUGUCCUCAAGGUAAAUCUCUAGUUUUCUGAGAUGCAGACAUUCCUCAGAUAUGGCUGCUAAGAAUAUUAUCUUAUUUUUCUGAACCUAUUCAUGAGUCCAGGGAAAAUGAGAUUCUGAAAAACCUCCAUACUUGAAAGGAUAUAUUUAUAAAGGUUCCUUGCUGCUAAAUCAGACCUGAAUUUUUCUGAACAGGAAACAUUUCUUUACAUGGUAAGAUGUUAGAUGGUCUGAGCCCUUUCCUCCCAGCUUUGUGUUGAGUGGUGAAUACAGGGUAUGUGAAGUUGUUGGACAUGAGUUGUGUCUAAAUAACCACAGAUGUACUAAAUGCCUUUGGUGCUAUCUUGUACUUUUCCAUCUGUAACAAUAAAAUCCCUUUGUACAGUGUCUGGUGAGCACCCCGAGCCAUAAAUUGCUUAAUAAACACAAUUUGGGUGAUUAAUCCAAGCUUUUUCUUGGCCCGCUGAUACAUUUGUUCAUGGGUACCCAGAGUGGCUCUUGGCAUUUCUACCCAGCUCUGCCACAAGCAUGGGGACUUUCCUUCAAUUAGCGCCAUUUGUUUGGAUUUUUUUUUUCCAUUGCUGCUUUAUGGUGGGGGAAAGAGGAAAAGAGAAACAUUCUGAGCUGCUGGCUCAAGGAAAAACACUCUGAAUAAAAAUCCAGUGAGUCAAACAAUUUCAUGAGAUUAGAUUUGAUAUUCAACAUUGACUUUCUGUGUGUUUCUCCCCUGGUAUCCCGAGGAUCCCUUGGCUACGCUUCUCAUUUCUCAUUUCAUUGGUUUAUACCCUUAUGUGCUGCUCCCCUUGGGAUUUGCUGUGAUGAUAUUUUUUCAUUAUAAAGCAUGGUCACUCGUAGAACAUAGUUAACUCAGCCCUUCAGGCAAAACUUCAAGUGAGUCAUUUUGCUUAGUGUGAGCGAGCCGUUAAUUUCUGUUGGGAACACUGAGCCCCUCUGUGGCGUGUCUCCAAGGCCCCAGACACCAGCUCAGGUACUUACACGAGACACCUGCCAUUUCAGCUCAGCUGGGGACCCCUGACUGAUCUGCCUAGAGGUUGAGAAGUGGUCAGGGGUCCAGUUGUGUGAUUUGUCCCACAUACUAAAUCCCCAUCAUCUUGUAAGAAAGAAUGUUUUAAAUAUGCCCUCCUAAUACUUGAUAAAGAGGAACAACUCUUUACAUAUUUAUUUUGCAGUAGCCAUUUAUGAUAUAUCUCUUUCUUCCAUUCCUACUGUUGGUUGAAAAUGUUCCCCGUAGUGUCAGGAGUUCCAAAAUUUGUGACAGCCCAUUUCUAGUGGCUCCUUCUGGACUUCAGGGCCAUGUUACUUCAAUGUCCUUAACACUACAGAAAAGGGACCUUGUUAAGUCCCAAAGCAGGACAGCU
Peromyscus leucopus (white-footed mouse) is the source of this 5026-nucleotide messenger RNA. RefSeq names its product leucine rich repeats and calponin homology domain containing 1 (gene Lrch1). Bases 230 to 2383 code for a protein of 717 amino acids. The record is from RefSeq and is a predicted model, not a curated record. The transcript is spliced from 19 exons. Lineage: Eukaryota; Metazoa; Chordata; Mammalia; Rodentia; Cricetidae. Gene Ontology annotation, molecular function: protein binding.